AUGUCCUCUCGAUUCGCCUUGGAUCCCUCUAUGGGCGAGAGACCACAUCAAGAGGACGGUGAGCUCGAUUUUGGCCUCUCGCGUAUACCUAUCCAAUUUCAUCACUCGAAAGCCAUCAACAUUCAGGAAUGUCUUUCAAAGCUUCAUUCGCAAAUUCUAAUUGCGGCAUCUACGCCUAUCGUGAAUGAGACAUCCAAUGGACAGAAGGAGCGUGUCCGCGGGUUUGAACGGGCGGAGAAGGCUAGACGCAGGGUACAUAAAGACAAACGCAGUGAACUGAAGCGGGGCAGAUCCAGCCGCGACUGGGAUUAA
Messenger RNA from Fibroporia radiculosa, 312 nucleotides. RefSeq lists its product as uncharacterized. The record is from RefSeq and is a predicted model, not a curated record. Bases 1 to 312 code for a protein of 103 amino acids. Lineage: Eukaryota; Fungi; Basidiomycota; Agaricomycetes; Polyporales; Fibroporiaceae. The transcript has 3 exons.